CACAGCUCGUCCAUGUUGUUGCUGUGCUCGUAAAGUCUCCGCCGCAGAUACUUUCACGUUCAAAUGGUCAAAAUGGUGAAAUACUAAACAUUAAAUGCACUCUCCGGGUUUGUAGUGAGACUCCAAAGCGGGACGCGCCGUCCAACAUGGCAGAAAACACUCAGGAUUGUGAUUUCGAUGAAUAUGACAAGCCUGGUGCUGAGCGGUUACGCAGGAGGAGAGGGGAAGAUGACGAUCUUGGGAGUGAUUUGGAGGAAGAUUUGCUGGGGGAGGAUUGGCUCUCAGGGAAAAAGAAUCCCUCAGAAGUGUCCGACGAAGAGCUGAAUGAUGACCUCCUGCAGAGUGAUGAUGAAGAAAUAAACAUGAGCGGUCAGGAUGUAAGCCUCAAUGCCACAUUCAGCUUGGGUACGUCCUACGAGCAGCAGGGCGGCUUGCUGGUAGCAGCGUACACAGAUGACGUAGUGAACCUGGAUGAAGAGGAGGGAUACACACAGAAAUACAUUCAAGACAACAACAACACGCCUGAAGAACAAAUGGAUUACUCUGGAGAGCUAGCACAGGGUGACGACGGCUACCAGGAUGAAGUGCUAGACAUCCAAAUCAAUGAGCCCAUAGAUGGUGAAUUUCAAGAUGAUGAAUACCAAGCCUCCUAUGAUGACGGGGGUCUGGGCGAACAUGGAGUCCAUCAGGAGGCCCCCGAGGAGCUGGAGGAGCCCGGGAGGGAGGCUCAGCAGGAAGAGGAGGAGGAGGAUGCCGAUAGUUCCCAGGUCUUUGACAGCGAGGAGGUCGAAAACGAAGCUGUGGCUGCAGAAGAAGCAAAAGAGGAAUCAGACGAGGAGGAUGAGGAGGAUGAAGAGUCCGGUCGCAUACGGUUCAAAUCUGAGAGGAAGGAUGGCGCUGUGGUGCGGCUGGCUGAUGCAGGAAGUAGCAGGAGGAAUAUUCCAGAAACACUAGAACUGUCCGAGAAGGCUAAGCAGGAUCUGAUGGAGUUUGAAGAGCAGGAAAAGCAGAAGAGACAGAACCGCUACGGAGGCCGAGGCAUGAGAGGGGGAAUGCGAGGAGGCAGAGGAGGAAGAGGAGGAGGAGGAGGAGGAGGCUACCCAUCUUUUGGAAUGGGAGAUUUCAGAGGAGGAAACAGAGGGAGGAUGAUAGACCAGAGGCACUCUCUGAUGGGAGUGCCUAUGAGCAUGCAGCAGCAAUCUUCUCGAUUGCCCCUUCCUCCUCCUCAUCAGCAGCAGCAGCAUCAGCAGCAAAUGCACUCGCAGCAUCACCCUUUGCGUCCGAGAGGUCCUCCCCCCUUCCAGGACCACGGGCGCCCGCUGGCCCAGCAGCCCCUGCAGCCCCUCAUCCCCCCACACAUGGCUCACCGCUCCCCUCCCAUGCGGCCCCAGAUGGAGCCACCACCACGGAUGAUGAGCUCGCCGCCACCCAACUUCCCCCAGCAGCACCACCAGCAGCAGCCGCCCCCUCCACAGUCCAAAAACAUCCACAUUAACCCCCAUUUCAAAGGGCCCACUUCCUCCUCUGUGCAAGUGCCCUUGAUGCCUCCUGCUCAAAGCCAACCCAGACCUGCUGUGGGCCCUCAGAGGUUCCCUGGACCCGGAGACUUCCAGCAGCACAUGUCUGGCAAUUUUGGCCAGCCCCAGCGGCCCCUUCAUCACAUGGAGCCCUUCAGGAACCAGCCAUCGCAAGGCCCCCAAGACCGAGAGCCCCUCUUUAUGGGCGAGCGUGCAGAGUCAACACGGUUUCCAGGGCAGCACAUGUUUGACCACCAGGGCCCCAGUCCUCUGAUGAACAACAACCACAGUCUCCACCAGCAGCAGCAGCAGCAGCUGCCGGGUCAGGGCCACAUGGGGUUCGGCCCGCCAGGACCUGCUUUCAACCAGCAGGGCCAGAGUCCACUAGGGCUUUUCCAUAGAGAACCCCCAAGAACCAACCUCCCUCCACACCAGGGGCAUCAGGGGAUGGUCGGGAUGAAUCAACAAGGCGGCCCCCCCAACCAGCCGAGACCCUUCAUGGGCCCUCGGCAGCCGUUUGGCCAGCAGGGGAACCUUUUCCCCCCUCCAGAAGUCCAGUUUGGGAUGCAGGUACGACUAAGAGGCUUAAUGGGGCCUCCUGUCUCCCAGCUCCCUCAUCACGAUCAAAUGCCCCCCCAUCAGCCCAUGCACCAGCAGCAGCAGCAGCAGCAGCAGCAGCAUCAUCACCACAGACAGGACUUACCCCAUCAUCAGCACCAACAUCCAAACAUCAACGAGCCUCGCCCCAUGAUGCACCAUGGCCAGAACCCCUUCCACCAACAGCAGGGACACGGUGGGCCCCGGCAGAUGAGCCCCCGCCCGCAGAACCCACAGCAGCGCAACAUGGGCAACCGGCAGAGGAUGAACUCGCCCAUCUCCAAGCCAAUGCAGCAUCGCAACAGUAACCUGCGGGAGCUUCCCGUAGCGCCUGCCAACACCAACAUGAACAGCGGCAACGCCCGACCCGCCGCCAACAUUCGGCCAGUUGCCAAGGCAACACCAGGGGUGCGUCCAGGGCAGCCGAUGCCCGACGGAGGAAGAGGACGAGGAAGGGGCCAAGCCGCUGUCAAGAUGGACACGCAGCAGCAGCCCAGGACGGUGGGACGGAAGGAAAUCCCAAGAACACCUCAGGACCCUAACGAGGACGAAGAAACCCGGCAGUACCGUCUGAAGAUCGAGGAGCAGAAGCGUCUGCGGGAGGAGAUCCUGAAGAGGAAGGAGAUACGACGGCAGAUGCAGGCUGGCGUCCGGAAGAAGGAGCUGCUGGACAGGAUCAGCUCUCAGACUCCCAGCCAAGGCCCGACGCCACAGAGUCAACCUGCACAACCAAACCAGCAAACACCACAACCUGUACAACAACAACAACAACCACAACAACAACAAAGACCACCACAGCAGCAGCAGCAGCAGCAACAGCAGAGACCGUUGCCUCAGAGACCCCCUCAACCAUUAAAUCAGAUAUUUAAGAACCCCAAUCAAGCCAUCCCUCCUAACGGCAGUCCUCAGAUCCUCAUGCCACGUCCCAACGUCAAGGCCCGCCUGCAGAUGUUGAAAGGCAAUGCCCAGCAGCAGCAGCAGCAGACCCCCCCUGGGCUUCUUCCAGACCAGCAAUGGACUCAGCAAAACGUGCAGCAGCAACGGAGGAACAGUGUGCAGAACCGGCCUGGUGUUCAGGUACAGCCGGUUCCCCAGAAGAACAUCCCUUUGACCCCCCCUGUGGGACAGAUUCUGACUCUUGCUGUAGGACCUCAACCAGGGGCUAAGAGAACCGUCAUGCAGCGGACCAAGAGCCUGGAAGAGCAGCAGGUGCCCCAGAAAGUCAGAGUCGUCAAACUUUCCGGAGCGGGUGCAGGAGUUGGUAGCCCAGUGCAGCAGCAGCAGCAGCCAGGCACCUGGUCGACCCCACCACUGAACCAAAGGAAGGUAACCUUGGAGGGGCCACAAGGACCAGGAGCUGCACCGCCCGCUGGACGAGGGAUCAGCCCACAGCAGAACAGGGUGGUCGUGUCGGGACGGGGUCGAGGGAGAGGGGUAGGUCCCGUGGGUCGAGGUCGUCCAAUGUCCACUAGACAGAGUCCGAGAGGCGCCGUCGAGACCGAGCGCUGCACCGUGUCCAUCGAGGGCCUUUCCUCGUCCACCACUGACGCACAACUGCAGAACCUCCUCAAGUCUAUCGGCCCCAUAGAGAUGUUCAAAAUGAUGCCCCAGCAGAGGAAAGCAGUCGCCAAGUUUUCCAACUCCCAGCAUGCCACAAGUUUUCAGAUGAGCUUCCACAGGCACAUGAUUGAUUUGUCUCACAUUGAUGUGUCGCUGAUUGACGGAUGAGGAGUGCAGUACAAGGACCCUCCUUCUCCCAGCUUGGGAGCCUCUCAGCGGACAGUCCCUGCGCAGAAGCAUCAUCCUUCUCCUAUAAACUUGGGACAAUAACUCUGUGGUCCUAUCGCGAGUAUGCCAUUGUUUGACUUUGUUGUACAAAUGGCACCCGGAGAGAGACAGUUAGUAAUCCUGCUUUGAUGUGAAUGUUUUUGUGCAUCCUACACAGACACUAAGUGGAACUUAUCAUGGGGUAAUGGUUGCUCCCCUCCCCCAGUUAGACUCAGUAUAAAAACUAAACCCUUAAACUCCUCAUACCUCUUUAGAAGUUGUUUCUCAUCCGUUGUUUCGUGCAGGAAAGGGCCAGACUUUUCUCGUGGCAGUGCUUCUUCCCGCCUCUAGGUGGCUGUGUUUCAUCACUCAUUUCUUUUACAACUCAAACUCAGAUUUAGUCUUUUGGUUAAAUGGCGCCAUCUAGUGGAGAGGUGGCGGCAGUGACUGGAUGGUAAACUGAGUUAGGUUCCCCGUGUUUUUUAGGAUUUGUAAAUGCUGUUGUGCUUGUAUAUUUUGUGGUGUUUAUUUAGUUUCAGUGGGACAGAUUUGUUAGGAUUAUCUCGGUCAUUUGGCGUUCCUCCUUGUUCUGACAGAAUAUUUUAGCUGUUCCCGGGGAUCUAUUUUGGAGUAUCUUUCAACCUGUAUAUUUUAGUUGCUAGGUGGAUUAUGGAGUAGUUGGAUUUAGACUUGCAAGGUUGAUAACUGCAUUUAAUUAAUCAGAUUGAAUUUUCGUUUUCAGUUCUCUUCUCUGCCAGGUCAUGCAUUGGGCCUCUUCUGUUCUGGGACGUCUAAUUUAAAUCAGCUUGAAUAUAUUUUGAUGAUCCGGUGCCUUAUCGCGGAGCUGCAUGCUGUAUAUCUGGAGUAGCACUUUGAGGGUUUGCCUUCAGACGAAGCUGUAAAUGAAAACUCACCUUAGUACUUUGGACCCGUUAAUUGAACCCAUUAAUUCCAAUCAUCCUUGAUCAUAUUGAUGCUGCACCCCCGCAUAAAGAUGCCUUUCUUCAUGAAAAUUUGUCUCCAAUGCAUUUUAAUUUUGACUGAACCCUCGUUUGGGAAGUGCUGCCACAUCACGGGGGAGAUUCCUUUACUUUUUGCAUAAUUUACACAAUGUUUUUUGUCUAUUUCGGCUUCAAAGUGCGUCAGUUAUUUUUAAAUAUACCAGUGUUUCCUUCAUAAGAGAAAGCCCAGAAGUGAGGGGGCAACCAUUAUCCAUGUAGUCAUCAUGUACAUAAAACAAAACCCAGACCUUUCUCUCAAUAUCUAUCCCGUUGAAAGCUUUUUUUUUUAUUCUUUACUUAUGUUGUAUCAUGUUUUUACAUGUAAUGAUUUUGCUGUUGUGUCCAGACAUAAAUCAUUUUACUAGUGUUUUGUUUCUAAGAAGAAAAAUGAGGAGUGCCUGGACCACAUUUCUGUUUAUACGACCGUACAGUUUAAGGGAAAUAAAAACAUGGCCAAUAUACCGUGAACAUGCAGGUAUGUGAAGCCGGUUCAACUUUAGCCCAACGACGUGUGGUUGUGUGUGAUGUCCAUGGUGCCUUUUUACGGUGAAUAGCCUUUAUUCAUGCUGCCUUUUUUAUGCCUUAAUUACUUAAAACAUACACUUAAAAGCACCAAGAGAUACUACCUCGUAUAGAUUGGGGGGGAUGCCACUCAAUUUGGUGGAUUUAUAUUGCCAAUUUAACUGUGAUGUCAUACUAAUGUCCAGCUCUCUACGAUCCAGACGUUAAGUAUAAGGCAAAGUAAAGGUAGCCACGUUUAAAUUUGGAGGGUUACUAUUGGUGAGUCAGCUGUGCAUCUGGAUGACAUCACAGAUUAUGGGUUAAAGACAUCCAUUUAGUGGUGGAUUUGAAAAUAAGUCAAAAUCCAACAUUUUAAAACCAGUUGCACAUCUGGAUGCCUCCCAGUAAAGGGUGGUGCACGGAGUCUGAGAAAUGUUGGGUAACGUCAGGGAAUGUGUUCUUCCUCCUUGUAAAACUGGAAGUCUGUACGGUGGUUCUCUCAACUGCCUUUCUGUGUUUCAUCAUUGUGUUUUGAGUGUUAUGUUCCCUAACGAUGUGAUGUCCUUCAUGUUGUGGGUUUUAUUUAAGUGUUAUAGUAAAUCCUGUGGGUUUAAAGAGUACCGGCCAUGCCAGUGAUACAAGUACAAGACUUCUGACCUCUUGUAGCGACAGACCAGAUUCAUAUUGGAUCUUUUGGUACCUUAUUUUAAGUACACAUUCGUACCUCAAGCUUUUAGAAAUGGUGCGUCCAGAUGGACUGGAAGUUAACAAGCAUGUGGUUGUAGUUUAAUGCUGGACUAAGAAAGGCUCAUCUUUUGUGAAUGGGUGUUUCUUGUGCUCUCAUUCUGGCUGCUAGUAUCACGAUGAUAGGUAGUAGGAUGGUUUUUAAAGCGCUAUCUCACAGCUUCUUCUCCACAGGGGAUCCAGGGUGGAAAUAAUCUUCCUUUUGCUUUCUCUUCAGGUCACGUCUCAAGAGCUGCGGUUGCAAUACCCCAAAGACUAAAUGAAAAGGACCGUACGAAAGGUUUUGCGUGUUUGAAAUGAACAAAUUUGGGUAGAAACGGGUUCCAACUUAGAGGCAGAUGUUGGGUUUAGUUGAUUCUACCAUGAUCAACCUACCCUUAAUUGGCUUUUACGUAAUUGAUUUCCUGUUGAGGUGUUCCUGCAAAGCGCCUCCGAUGUAAUCAUUCCACAUUUGAAGGCACUUGCUUCUGUUUUAAAGAGUAAAUCCUCGUAGGCUUUGGAAACUGCAUGUUACAUCAGGUUUUAAAAUCAAAUUCUACCUCGAUGUCGUCCGAAACCACCAAGCUGUAGUCUGUCAUCUCCAGGAAUAGUGUCAUCGGUCUUGAUUUUGCGUCCAUCAGAUUGCAGUCCCAAGUGUUUUCAAAUGGCCCAGAUAAACGCUUUGUGUUUAUCUUAAAUGCCCUUACAUUUCUGACUGAUUACACGUGAGGCACUCGAGCCAACGCAUGCUAAACCUUUGGUAUGGUCCGACACGUGUAGGUGCAACUGAGUGGUUUAGGACACACAGCACCUCCAAAGUUAACUCCAUUAUUCCUCAACAGCACUCUGGUGAAAGGAGACGCUUGACUGUCACUUUCCUGCUUUUAUUCACUCCCUAACACUUUCUUUUCAGCCGGAGUCCGGAGAAGACUACUAUGAAUAGACUCAACCAUUUGCCCUUUCCAUUUCAGCUUUUCCUCCCAUCUCUGUUCUUCCUGCAUAAACCUGACUCAUCUUUCUCCUCGAUGCUGUUCAGUGAACUUCUUUAUCAAGCAGGGUUGGCCUACCUGGAUUACCCAUUGUUUGUUAGCCCAGGGGAUGGAGGUUUCCAUCUCUGUGACGACAGCCGGGUUCACAGACACUCAGUAACUCUAAAGCCGCUUUAUGCUCAUCCCUACACCAAUGUUUGGUUGGAUUGUGAACAAAAAAAGACUUCCUCUUCUUCCUGCUCCAAAAUAUUGACUGAGAAUCCAAACCCUGACUCAGAGCUGUUGACGUUCCAUCCUGUCUUUUGUGUUCACAAGUUGUGAUAUGAAGUUACCAUGUGUUGUGUUGGAAAACUACCAAAGCAAUCAUGUGUUCUGAUCCUGUAAAGUGUGUGAUCUUGCAAAGAGAAUAAUCCUCAAGAGAUGGAAUGUGUUGCAUUUGAUUCUGGAGAAAAAUAAAUGUUCUUUUUUACACAA
Messenger RNA from Eleginops maclovinus (Patagonian blennie), 7569 nucleotides. RefSeq names its product RNA binding motif protein 33a (gene rbm33a). NCBI's taxonomy places the organism in Eukaryota, Metazoa, Chordata, Actinopteri, Perciformes, Eleginopidae. Gene Ontology annotation, molecular function: RNA binding. The record is from RefSeq and is a predicted model, not a curated record.